AGAGUGAACUGCGUGGUUCGGGAGAGGGCUGGUGUCGGAACUUAGCGAGACAGGCUGGGCCAGGAGGCGCGUCCCGCGGACCUUGCGGGUGACACCGCCGAGGAAGCCCGCGGCUAGGGGUGUGGCUAGGGGGCGGUGUACGCCGCGGUGUCCCCCCACUCCGGGAGUUCCAGGUCUUCGCCUCUGGUCCCGCCUCUUUCUCGGAAGUGGCACACCCGUCGUCCAACCGGAGCCGCGGGCCGGGCGCGGCGCAGCCAACGGCGCGGCGGGGGGCGGAGCUGGGGAGGGGGCUCGCUGGGCCAGGGGAGGGGGCUAGGGGCCUCGAAGGGCUCCGGAGCGGCGACGGCGAGCCAUGGCGCUGGGGCUACAGCGCGCAAGGUCGAGCACGGAGCUGCGCAAGGAGAAGUCCCGGGAUGCGGCCCGCAGCCGGCGCAGCCAGGAGACCGAGGUGCUGUACCAGCUGGCGCACACGCUGCCCUUCGCUCGCGGGGUCAGCGCCCACCUGGACAAGGCCUCCAUCAUGCGCCUCACCAUCAGCUACCUGCGCAUGCACCGCCUCUGCGCCGCAGGGGAGUGGAACCAGGUGGGAGCAGGGGGCGAAGCUCUGGAUGCCUGCUACCUGAAGGCCCUGGAGGGCUUCGUCAUGGUGCUCACUGCCGAGGGAGACAUGGCUUACCUGUCGGAGAAUGUCAGCAAACACCUGGGCCUCAGUCAGCUUGAGCUCAUCGGACACAGUAUCUUUGAUUUCAUCCAUCCCUGUGACCAAGAGGAGCUCCAGGAUGCCCUGACCCCCCAGCAAAGCCUGUCCAAAAAGAAGCUGGAGGCCCCCACCGAGCGGUGCUUCUCCUUGCGCAUGAAGAGCACCCUCACCAGCCGCGGGCGCACCCUCAACCUCAAGGCGGCCACCUGGAAGGUGCUGCACUGCUCUGGACACAUGAGGGCCUACAAGCCCCCUACACAGACUUCCCCAGCAGGGAGCCCCAACUCGGAGCCCCCCCUGCAAUGCCUGGUGCUCAUCUGUGAAGCCAUCCCCCACCCGGGCAGCCUGGAGCCCCCACUAGGCCGGGGGGCCUUCCUCAGCCGCCACAGCCUGGACAUGAAGUUCACCUACUGUGAUGAGAGGAUCGCGGAGGUCGCUGGCUACAGCCCCGAUGACCUGAUCGGCUGCUCCGCCUACGAGUACAUUCACGCUCUGGACUCGGACGCUGUUGGCCAGAGCAUCCACACCCUGCUGAGCAAGGGCCAGGCAGUAACGGGGCAGUAUCGCUUCCUGGCCCGGAGUGGUGGCUAUCUGUGGACCCAGACUCAGGCCACAGUGGUGUCAGGGGGCCGGGGUCCCCAGUCUGAGAGUAUCGUCUGCGUCCACUUCCUGAUCAGCCGGGUGGAAGAGACCGGAGUGGUGCUGUCCCUGGAGCAAACGGAGAGACACUCUCGCAGACCCAUUCAGAGGGGCACCCCCUCCCAGAAGGAUGCCCCUAAUUCCAGGGACAGCUUUGAUGCCUCUGGUCCCCGGAUCCUGGCCUUCCUGCACCCCCCCGCCCUGAGCGAGGCCACCCUGGCCGCUGACCCUCGCCGCUUCUGCAGCCCUGACCUGCGUCGCCUCCUGGCACCUAUCCUGGAUGGGACUUCAGGAGCUGCCACCCCCAACGCACCCCCAGCCACACGGCGCUCCCAAAGUCCUCUUCCAGCCGAUCUCCCAGAUGAACCACUCAUGAACGUGGAGAAUACACACAAACUCUUGGCCUCGGGGAAAGACCUUGAGGCUGUGGAGACGGAUCUAGAUAUAGCUCAGGACGUCGAUGCUCUGGAUCUGGAGAUGCUGGCCCCCUACAUCUCCAUGGAUGAUGACUUCCAGCUCAACUCCAGCGAGCAGCUACCCAGGGCCUUCCACAGACCUCCAGGCGCUGUCCCCCGGCCCCGUGCUCGGAGCUUCCAUGGCCUGUCGCCCCCAACCCCUGAGCCCUCCCUGCUGCCCCGCUGGGGGAGUGACCCCCGGCUGAGCUGCUCCAGCCCUUCCAGAGGGGACCCCUUGGCACCCUCCCCCAUGGCUGGGGCUCGGAAGAGGACCCUGGCUCAGAGCUCAGAGGACGAAGCCGAGGGGGUGGAGCUGCUGGGAGUGAGACCCCCAAAACGGUCCCCCAGCCCAGAGCCCGAAAACUUCCUGCUGCCUCCCCUCAGCCUGAGCUUCCUUCUGACAGGAGGGCCAGCCCCAGGGAGCCAGCAGGAUGCCAGCACCCACCUCCUGGAACUGAAUGAGCCCCUGCGCCUGGGCCCCUCGCUGCUCUCUCUCUACCCGGAUGAGGACACCGCUGAGCCCAGGAGCCACUUCCAGCCAGCAGCAGGCUUGGCCCAGGCCAACUGAGCCAGCCCCCCUUCCCUUCUACUCCCCAGAAAGGACCUCAACCACACUCCACGCCGGCAGCCAACGCACAGGAUGGGGGUACCAGGAGAGGGGUUCCCUCUCUCCUCUCAGCGGCGCCCCCCGCCCACCUUGGGCCUACCUCAGCCCUCACCCCUCUGCCCCCCACGUCUGGGGGCUCUUUGGGGUGGUCUCAGCUCAGUGACCUCUGGGAGGGGGGCCCCUGGAGCCCUCCUCCUCCUCCUCUCAGGACUUCCCUUGGGGUUCUCAAUACUGGUGACCUCAUCCCUCUCUCCAACUCUCCUGGCUUGAUUUUGGGUGACCAGGGGUGGGGAAGGUUGGGGUUCAGAUCUGUGUUUCUGGGCUCUGGGGAGUAUUGAUAACCAUAAUCACAUUUCUUUUCCAUCCAUCUUUUAUUAUUAUUUCUUUUUGUCGUUUUCGUGAUAGGUUUUGAAUUGCUAUGAAUGGCCUGGGGUCCAUAGGAAUGCAGGACUCUGAUCCCCCCUCCUCCCUCAGGUGUUAAUGGGGGGGGGUCUCGGGCAGACCUCACCCCUAGCAACUUGAUUAGCCCCUUAGUCUUCCAAGUGGCCACCCCGCUCUGCCUGCCCCUCCACUGGGGACUUCCACUGCCCCCAGCCUCGCCUGGACACUGGUUUCAUUUCCAGGGGUAGCCUCCAGCUUCCUCUGCUCCCAGACCAGGCAACCUUGGGCUCUCUAUGGUUCUAGACCACACAACUUCUGACCUGCUGUUCUAGACUGCCCCGCCCCCAACACAUCCUCUAAACCCCUCUGACUCCAGACCUCGCAAAGUCCAGCUUUCUCGUUCUGGACCUCCCCGGCUCCAGCACUGUCUCUUUUCAUACCUCCACGGCCUCCCAAGUUAUCUGGUUCUAGGUCUCCACGGCCUCCAAGUCCCUCAAGCUCCAGAGCCUACACCCACCAGCGUCCUCUCGUUCUAGAACUCACUCUGACGUCCUCUGGUUCUAGACCUUUCCUUGUAAAUAAGUCUCCCUUGUAACAGAUGUCACAUGCUCCGAUUCCUGCUGAUUCCAGCUCUUACAACCAACAGCUGCCUCCGAUUCUGGACCCCAUGACCCAAGCUUCGUAUUGGUUCUAGUCUUCCUGAUCCGGAAUACACCGGGCUCCAAAUCCAGACUUCCUGAUUUCUGAAUCAUUUUGGUGGUACGCUUCAUGAUGCCCAGCUCCUUCCUUUUCAACUUUCUACCCUCAAGACUUAC
Molecule: messenger RNA, 3597 nt
Organism: Mirounga angustirostris (Northern elephant seal)
Lineage: Eukaryota; Metazoa; Chordata; Mammalia; Carnivora; Phocidae
Gene: HIF3A
Product: hypoxia inducible factor 3 subunit alpha
Exons: 15
Coding region: 353-2362 (669 amino acids)
Biological process (GO): regulation of transcription by RNA polymerase II; cellular response to hypoxia
Molecular function (GO): RNA polymerase II transcription regulatory region sequence-specific DNA binding; protein dimerization activity; DNA-binding transcription factor activity, RNA polymerase II-specific
Source: RefSeq, a predicted model, not a curated record